CUUCUCUCAAAUUUAAAAAAACAAGAAUCAAUUAUUCUCCGGUUAAUUAUUAACAUCGGUUGUGUUAAUUAGCUGAAAUUAAAAGGUAUGCUUGUUUAAAAGCUUUUUCUAUUUUCUUUUUUAUAUCUCUUGAUUUUUUAGACGUUUUGUUGUUAAUUUAAUAUUUGUAAUGAGUUUUAUUUCUUUAUUAUUUUAUGUUUUUAAUAUGGGUUAAGGAAGACAAUUUUUAUUUAUGUUGUUAUCUUUGAUAAAAUUGAGAGGAAUUAAUAAUGGUAGUUGAUAUUGAUAAAAAGAUAGAGUUACAUAUUUAAAAUUUAUUUUUGAUUGUCUGUUUUAAUUUGAGGUCAAUUAUAUUUUGUCUUCUUGAAAAUGCAAUUAAACUAGUAUAUCGAUUCUCUUUUAGUUCCAAAAAAUGGUCAAAUUGUUAUGUUAGAACAAGUAGGAGGCAAUGCUUAUUAUUAAUUCGCAUGUAUGAAAACUACAAAAUUGCUAGACAUUGAAUGUGAGCUUCUUUUACACUCUCUUAUAAGGUUUUAACUUGAGUUUUUUUUUUUAAUGUAGAUGGAUUCAAAUUUUCCAAGCUCUUUUACCAACUUUCUUAUGAGUGAGUUAGAAGAUAUUCUCUCUCAACCAAGUGAUUCUAAUUAAUUAAUUGAUGACUUAACAUGCUCGAAUUUAAAUGUCCAUUCGGCAAAAAAAUCACAAAGAAGUAAAAAUUUAUCAUCAGAGGAGGAUUGUUUACUUGUCUCUGCAUGGCUAAAUACAAGCAAGGAUCCAAUUACAUGAGUAGAACAACAAACAAAACAGUUCUGGGCUCGCGUACAUGCUUACUUUGUAGAGAAUGGAGGAAACUUGAAUAAUCGUUCACAAAUAAGCAUCUCAAGUAGAUGGCAAGAAAUAAAUAGAGAAGUCGGUAAAUUUGUUAGAUUUGUUACUCAAAUUGAAAAUCAUCAGCAAAGUGGAAUGACCGAAGAAUCAAGGAUUAAUGAUGCUCGGCAAAUGUAUGCUUCUUGCGUUGACAAACGAUUUCAACUAGAACAUUGUUGGGUUAUCUUAAGAAAAGAACCCAAAUGGCAAUUUAAGCGUGCAAGUCAACAUCAAAGGUCAAACAAGAAACAAAAAGGUCAUGUCAAUGCAAGUCCAGCUUCAUCAACUCCAUCUACCCCUGAUUCUGUUAGUUUAAGAGAAGAUAGUGAACCAUUGAUUUAUCAAGAUAGACCAAUCGGUCAGAAGGCUGCAAAGGAACGACUUAAACGUAGACAAGAAAAAGAUAAAGUUGGGGAUGUAACUGUAACGAAUCUCUUACAACAAUUCAGGGAUACUCUAGUUGAAAUUGAGGAUCAGAAGAAACAAGACAACAAAAUUAUGUUAGAGCAACAAGCCAUGAUGAUUCAACAAAGUCAAGAGAAACAAGAAUUGGACAGGAUUGAGAAAGAAGAACAAAUUAUGAAAAUGGAUAUUUCUAAUUUGGAUCCAAUUUCUGCAACGUAUUUUCAAAAUAGAAAGUUAGAAAUUAUGCAAAAGAGGGGUUUUGAUUUUUAAUUAACUUUGAUUGAUUUAUUGUAAUGUAAUGUAUUUUUAAUUAAAUAUGUAGAAAAUUCUUGGUUAUUUUAAAUACAUUGUUAUGAAAUUGAUAUCAAUUCAUAAUACUUUUUUAAAGUUCCUCUAACACUUAACAAUAACAAGUAGGAUUAAUUAACUUAAAAGAUAACAAACAUAAUGAAAAAAAAAACAUAAAAAAACUUGAAAAUUAUGAUAACAUAAGAAGUUCAAAUCUAAAGAUUCUACUCGUUGCCAUAUUGUUCCCACAAAUGUUCAAUCAAAUGUUCUUGUAGUUGAGAGCUAGUUGCUCUAUCCCUAAUUCGAUUAUGAGUUUGAAGAAAAUCAUGUAGUUCUGGUAUUUCACCAUGUGAUACUGAUAUAAAGGAAUUGACUUCAUGUUCAUGGUCAAAUCCAAGGUUCAUUGCUCCUUCAUCCUCAAUAAUCAUAUUAUGCAUUAUUAUGCAAGCUUUCAUAAUAUAUGCAAGCGUUUCUUCAUCCUAGUAUCGAACAGGUCCACGUACAAUUGCAAAACGAGAUUGGAGCACCCCAAAUGCCCGCUCCACAUCUUUUCUUGCAGACUCUUGCUUGCUUGCAAAAUAUUUUCUCUUUGCUCCUAAUGGUCUUGGGAUUGUCUUAACAAAGGUUGACCAAUUAGGAUAAAUUCCAUCUGCUAAAUAGUA
Molecule: messenger RNA, 2222 nt
Organism: Populus trichocarpa (black cottonwood)
Lineage: Eukaryota; Viridiplantae; Streptophyta; Magnoliopsida; Malpighiales; Salicaceae
Exons: 2
Coding region: 964-1542 (192 amino acids)
Source: RefSeq, a predicted model, not a curated record